AGAAUACAGAAAAGGUAUUUCUUCUUCACUACUAAAAGUUAAACAUCGAAAUAACAAAUUUAUUUCUAAAAUGUGGUUAAAAUUUUUACUGGGUUUAGUUUUAAGUUUAGCUUUUUAUGUCUUUAAUAAUAUACAAAAACAAGCUUUUUUGAAAGAUGAGCAGAAGAAAUUUACCUUCCCCAAAUCAUCUGCCUUAAUACCUCCAAAUGUUGAAGUGCCACAACCACCUUCUGGCUCCAUUUUACAUGUAUAUGAAAAGGCGGCUGUAUGUUCAGAUAAAAAUAUCUGCAGCAAUAUAGGAAGUGUUAUUCUACAACAUAAAGGUAAUGCCAUUGAUUCCGCAAUUGCCACCCUAUUGUGCAAUGGUUUGGUUACCAUGCAAAGUAUGGGCUUAGGAGGUGGUGUUAUAAUGACAUACUACAGACGUCAGGAAAAGAAAGCCAUCUCUAUAAUAGGCAGAGAAAGAGCUCCUUUAAAUAUUAAUUUGGAAAAGUUGAAGUCGCAAUAUAACGCCUCCACAUUUGCUAAAUCUGUAUAUUCCAUAGCAGUGCCCGGAGAAGUGGCAGCAUAUUAUGAGGCUCACCACCAAUACGGUUCACUACCUUGGUCCUAUCUCCUACAACCCACAUUGGAGUUAUGUUAUCAAGGCUAUCAACUUACACGUCAUCAACGUGAUGCUUUAUUUUUAAAUGAGGAAAUGAUUAGAAAAGAUAAAUUGUUAGCUGCAAUGUUUGUGGAUCCCAAGACUAAUUUAUUUUAUAGAGAAGGUUAUCAUAUAAGUAUACCUCAAGAAGUUUGUGCCACUUAUAAAUUACUGCAAGAAGAAGGUCCUCUAACAUUUUACAAUGGUACACUGUCGUCUUUAAUUGUAAAGGAUUUAAGUGAAAUGGGUUCUUGGAUAAAAUUAGAAGAUUUAAAGAGUUUUAAAGCGGUUAUAAAGGAUUCAAUUGCCCUGGACUUAGAGCCUUAUUAUGUGCAUCUACCUCCAGCUCCUGCAAGUGGUCAUGUUGUGGGUUUUAUUAUGCAAAUUUUGCAGAAGUUUAAGGGUAAAUUGUCGUCUGUUAAAGAAUUUGGAUCCUUGGAAGUUCAUCGCAUAGUGGAGGCUUUAAAGUUCGGUUUUGUCAAACGUUGGCAUUACGAUUCUGAGAUGGAUCAGGAGGUGCUGGAAAAUCUAUUCCAUUCAGAUUCUAUUAAAAACAUAACCCUUUUAAUAGAUGAUUUAAAAACAUUUGAAGAUCCCGAACAUUAUGGAUCUACGGUUAAACUAACACCGACACCGGACCAUGGUACCGCCCAAAUUUCCGUAUUAGCACCAAAUGGUGAUGCGGUUUCUGCAACCAGCUCAAUAAAUUAUUACUUUGGAAGCGGGCGCAUGGGUCCUCGCAGUGGUAUACUUUUCAACAAUGCCAUAUCCGAUUUUACCAUUGAGAAUUUUGAAAAUUAUUUCAAUCUACCCAAUAUUGAGGGCAUAAAUCAACUUAAAGCACAAAAACAGCCCAUGUCUUCCAUGGUUCCACUAAUUGUUACUCAUAAAGAGACGGGAGAUGUAAGACUGGUAGUGGGUGCAGCCGGGGGCUCUCGUAUUAUAUCUACUUUAGUGCAAAUUUUGAUACGAGUACUAUGGCAGCAACAAAAUAUAAAACAAGCUAUAGAUGAACCACGUUUUCAUCAUCAGUUGGUGCCAAAUAUAUUAGAAUAUGAAUACGGAGUUUUUCAACAAGUUAUAGGAGAUUUAGAAGCAAGAGGUCAUCAGACGGAAAGAAUAAGACGAAAAUGUACAGCCGUCUGUGGGGUGGAAAAAGUGGAAGAGGGCGUUGUACUGGCAAAUGCUGAUUAUCGAAAAGAAGGAGGUGUUGAUGGGUUUUAAUAAGGUACAAUAUUAUUAUUCCUUGGUUGCUUUAUAGCUGCUUUGUAUAAUUCCCUCAAUUUUGCUAUAAAUAUUUGGGACAAAUGGCAAACCUCACCGGUAAUGACGGUUAUGAGUCCUCAAACUUCAUUUAUAACAACGAACCUUUUCCGGCCAUCACCAUUUGUAAUAUGAAUCAAGCGCAGUAUAGCAAAGUCAAGAAUUUCGAUGUUCAAUCGUUGAAUUAUGCCAUGCUGCAAAAACUAUGCUUUCAAGAACUAAAUUAUUCUUCAUUUGCCCACACGAAACCAUUCCCUAAAGGCAACAGCUUUUCUAGAUUUAUUGUUAAGAAUGGUCAACCUUGUGAACAUAUGGUGGUGUAUUGUAUAUAUGGAAACACUAAAAGAGUUUGUACUGACUUAUUUCGGGAAGUUCUCUUAGAUGAGGGUUUGUGCUGUUCCUUUAAUAUGGUUCAUCCAUUUAUGCUGUAUAAGGGAGAAUAUUAUAUGAUACAAGAUUAUACCUCUUUUAAUGGUCAGACUAUACCUCUAGACUGGAGCCCCGGGAAAGGAUAUCCCAAAGAAUUGCCUAAUAGUUAUUAUCCUCGUGCCUCUUUAGGCGAGGGUAUGUCUAAUGGUUUGACAAUAGUUCUUAAUGGAGAUAUAGAUAAUUACUAUUGUUCUUCAACAAAUGGUCCAGGGUUUAAGGUCUCUUUUCACAAUCCUAUUGAUACACCACAUGUUAAGGAAACCGGUUUGUCCAUUGCCCUGGGUUAUCAGACCAAUUUUCGUGUAACCUCUUUAAAAGAAGAAGCCGUUGAGGGUCUUCGUACAUCUUCUAAACCCAAGGAGCGCCAAUGCUACUAUAGUGACGAGUAUCCCCUGUAUUAUUUCCGCUAUUAUACCCGUCGCAAUUGCGAAAUGGAAUGUGAUGCCUUCUAUAUGUUGGAGGAAUGUAACUGUAUUCCAUAUCAUAUGCCUAAAUUGUGGCAAAACGUUACCGAAUGUAACGUUCGCCACUUCAAUUGUGUGGUGGAAGCUGAAAAAGAUUUCGUGGAUCCUAAACGUUUAAAAUGCAAAAGAAAUUGUCUGGCCAGUUGUAAUGAUCUUUCCUAUUUUCCAAAAGCUUUCUUUACACCUCUCGAUAAUGAAGGUUUUCAAGUUAGAAGUCCAUUUUUUCGCAAUAUGUCUAAGGAAAGUCUUAAUAAUAAUUUUGCCAUGUUGAAAAUCUUUUUCCCACAAAAUUAUUAUCGAGGCAAUAUCAAAACUCCCUAUAUGGGUUUAACGGAAUUUUUAUCACAAACUGGUGGUAUUAUGGGUCUUAUGAUGGGCUUUAGUAUUAUAUCAUUGGUGGAGAUGGUAUAUUUUUUUGUUAUUAAACCAAUAAUUUACGCUUGGAGGAAAUUUUUCAAUAAAAAUAUCGUAGAUGUAAUCGAGAUAAAACCAGCUGAUGAUAUGGAAUAUGAAAUGCAAGAAUAUGGAAAUACCAACUCCAAAUAUCGCUAUCCCGUAGCGCCACCGAAUGUUUUAUCUGGGACAAAGUUGCCGCCUUAUACACAACAUUUUGAACAUCCAAAUUAUGUACCCUGAAUAGAAAUUAUUUUUUGUGAAAAACAUAUGAAACUUAAUGGAAAUAUUAAAUAAAUAGUGGAAAACUGUAAACAU
This is a messenger RNA of Lucilia sericata (common green bottle fly), 3510 nucleotides long. RefSeq names its product scoloptoxin SSD14. The transcript has 11 exons. Gene Ontology annotation, molecular function: glutathione gamma-glutamate hydrolase. The coding region runs from base 71 to 1867 and encodes 598 amino acids. NCBI's taxonomy places the organism in Eukaryota, Metazoa, Arthropoda, Insecta, Diptera, Calliphoridae. The record is from RefSeq and is a predicted model, not a curated record. Gene Ontology annotation, biological process: glutathione catabolic process. Gene Ontology annotation, cellular component: plasma membrane.